AUGACGGCGGAUUCACCAACGAGCCAUGAAGACGGUCCGACAAACAAGAUCUCACAAGAGACAAGAGACAGACACCUGAAGGCACCGCGCUUCGUCCUCCCAUCACAACACUGGACCGCGGCCCUUCAGAGUCCCUGCAGAGGAGCGGCGGCGUUCCGGCACGUGGGAGUGAUUCCAGCCGAGUUUACCGGACGGCGAGGAGCCUUGGCCGUCAGAGGAGCAGAGGAGGCGAGAACCCGGCCGCCUCGUGGCGGCGGUGGGCGUUUCUUCGGCUCCAGGAGAGGCUCGGGCCGCAAAACACCCACUUCAGAUUCAGAGUCAAACUGUGGCUGCACACCCGGGUCGGCUGGGGUCAACCAGGGCGAAAGAGGCUCCGCAGAAGCUCAAAAGGAGCUGGAGCUGCGGGAGGAUGAGGGUCGCUUCCAGGGCUACUUUCGUCUCUCCCGGGCCCAGUUUGACGACCUGCUGGCCCGCAUCGGUGCUCGGAUCACUCUCCAGGACACCAACUACAGACGCUCAAUUCCUCCUGAAGAGCGCCUGUCCAUCUGUCUCCGGUUUCUGGCCACUGGGGACUCCUACAGGACCAUCGCCAGCAGCUUCAGGGUGGGCAUUUCAACUGUCUCCCAGAUAAUCCCACAGGUGGUGACAGUCAUCUGGGAGAGCCUGGUGGAGGAGUUUAUGCCUGUUCCUGGAGCAGAGGAGUGGAGGUCCAUUGCGGAGGAGUUUGAGGAGCGAUGGAACUUUCCUCUGUGCUGUGGUGCUGUGGAUGGGAAGCACAUUCAAAUGAAGGCACCCCCCAACUCUGGCUCCCUGUAUUUCAACUACAAGUUGCACCAUUCCCUGGUCCUGCUUGCAGUUGUAGAUGCGAGAUACAGGUUCAGGGUGAUAGAUGUUGGAGGUUAUGGCAGAACCAGCGAUGGAGGGAUCUUUGCCAACUCCGCCUUUGGCCAGGCUCUGCGUGCAGGUACACUGGAUCUGCCUCCAAACCAGCACUUACCCGGAGCUGACCACCGAGGAUCCCAGCCUCAUGUAUUUGUGGCAGACGAGGCGUUUCCUCUUCGCCCCUACCUGAUGCGCCCCUUUCCUGGACGUGGUGGCCUAACCCUGGAGCAGCGCAUCUUUAACUACCGCCUCUCCCGGGCCCGGCUGGUGGUGGAGGAUGCGUUCGGGAUUUGGUCGUCCCAGUGGAGAAUGUUCCGCACUCUGCUGGAAAUCCACCCUGAAGUUGUUGAGAAAUGUGUGAAAGCGACGUGUGUUCUCCACAACUUCAUGAGGAUGUCUGCAGAUGGGCGAGCGCCUGCAUGCAGAGGAGCGGUGGAGCAAGAGGAGCCACUUCCAGGUGUGCGGCGGAUGGGGGCCAACAAUGCGACCCGAGACGCACUCAACACUCGAGAUGUGUUCAUGGCCCACUUCUGUGAGGAGGGAGCAGUACCGUGGCAGCCAGCAGAAUAG
Messenger RNA from Salarias fasciatus (jewelled blenny), 1452 nucleotides. RefSeq names its product protein ALP1-like. The coding region runs from base 1 to 1452 and encodes 483 amino acids. The transcript has 5 exons. Lineage: Eukaryota; Metazoa; Chordata; Actinopteri; Blenniiformes; Blenniidae. The record is from RefSeq and is a predicted model, not a curated record.